This is a messenger RNA of Penicilliopsis zonata CBS 506.65, 1834 nucleotides long. RefSeq lists its product as hypothetical. The transcript is spliced from 4 exons. Gene Ontology annotation, biological process: carbohydrate transport; transmembrane transport. Bases 1 to 1500 code for a protein of 499 amino acids. The record is from RefSeq and is a predicted model, not a curated record. NCBI's taxonomy places the organism in Eukaryota, Fungi, Ascomycota, Eurotiomycetes, Eurotiales, Aspergillaceae. Gene Ontology annotation, cellular component: membrane. Gene Ontology annotation, molecular function: carbohydrate:proton symporter activity.
AUGAUGAAUGAACCCCCCCCCGGCCACUUCUAUCUGGCUGGGCGUCUCUUCCCCCGGCAGAAAUGGUAUCGCAACGCCAACAUGCGCUGGUUGUAUUUUUAUAUCCUUGCUUUGAUCAUCACCAACACUGCCAAUGGCUUUGAUAACUCGAUGAUGAACGGCCUUCAAACCCUCUCGUACUGGCAGGACUAUUUCAACCACCCCCACGGUCCUACCCUCGGCCUCUUCAACUGCGUGAUGAGCGCCGGCGCCCUCUCCGGCCUGCUCUUCCUCCCCUUCCUCAUGGACCGCUACGGACGCAAGCCCUGCCUCGUUCUCGGCUCCCUCUUCAUGCUCCUCGGCGUCGGCCUGCAGUCGGGCGCCCUCAACUUCGCCAUGUUCGUCGCUGCUCGCUGGAUUCUGGGCGUCGGCGACAUCCUCGUGAUUUGCACUGCGCCGCUGCUGGUGGCUGAGAUCGCACCGCCACAGGACCGGGCGGUGCUGGUCACGAUUUCGGGCGCGACUUAUUAUACGGGGGCUUUUAUUGCUGCCUGGACGACGUACGGCACCUUGAAGAUCGAGAGCAACUGGGCAUGGCGGACUCCCAGUCUGAUUCAAGGCCUGUUCACCUUGAUGAUGCUGGCCGUCGUGCGUUGGAUCCCUGAGAGCCCCCGGUUCUACGUCUCGCGCGACCAGCCGGAAAAGGCCCUGCAGAUGCUCGCCACGUACCAUGCCAACGGCGACGAGAACGACGAGCUCGUGCAGACCGAGUUCACCGAGAUCACCACCGCCAUCGCGCUGGAGCGACACGCCCGCCACUCGGUUGCGUUUCUGGAUUUCCUGCGCACGCCGGGCAACAGACGCCGGCUCGUGAUUGUCGUCUCUGUGGGCGUCUUCUCCCAGCUGUCGGGCAACGGACUGGUCUCGUACUAUCUCAGCAUCAUCAUGGACAGCAUCGGGAUCACCUCGGCGAACGAACAGCUGCUCAUCAACGGCGCCCUGACCACCUUCAACCUCGUCACCAAUCUGUUCUUCUGCUUCUUCAUCGACAAGUGGGGGAGGCGGCCCAUCUAUAUUGUCAGUACGGUGGGCAUGCUCGUUGCUUUUGUCGUCUGGACCAUUCUCUCCGCCAGAUACGCCAUCCACGGCGAUUCCUCUCUGGGCUCGGGCGUUCUCGCCAUGAUCUUCAUCUACUAUCUAUGCUACAACGCGAAAUCCGGUUUGAUAUCAAGCUACACAACGGAAAUCCUCCCCUAUUCGAUGCGUGCAAAGGGUUACACCAUCAUGGAGUACGCGCUGUACGCCAGCCUCUUCUUCACGCAGUACGUCAACCCCGUCGCCCUCGAUAACAUCGCCUGGCGGUAUUACAUCUUCUACUGCUGUUUCCUCGCCCUGGAAAUCCUCGUCAUCUGGUUCUUCUACGUCGAGACUCGCUACGUUCCUCUCGAGGAAGUCACCAAGUUUUUCGACGGCGAGGAUGUUGCUGCCGUCACUAAUCAUGAACUGCAGAAAGUAGCUUAGUCUAUUCGUAAUACAUGAUGUGAAGUCACUGCAACUAAUAUCAUCUGUGCCGUACAUGCUUUGCACCCAGUAUCAAGUAAAGCAGUGCUACACCUGAUGAGCCCGCCGGAAACCCUCACCAGCAUACGCACAGCCAACUCCGCGAGCAAGCAGAUCCGCUUCGAUAUCCAUCAACCGAUUAUACUUGGCCACCCGCUCGCCACGGCACGGCGCCCCAGCCUUGAGAUGGCCUGUCCGCAGGCCGACCACCAGGUCUGCAAUGAAGUCGUCUGUUGUUUCUCCGGACCGAUGCGAGACAAACACGCUCCAGUCGAAUGAAUAUGCCAGGUUGGCU